Fomitiporia mediterranea MF3/22 is the source of this 4364-nucleotide messenger RNA. RefSeq lists its product as uncharacterized. Gene Ontology annotation, molecular function: zinc ion binding. Bases 87 to 4337 code for a protein of 1416 amino acids. NCBI's taxonomy places the organism in Eukaryota, Fungi, Basidiomycota, Agaricomycetes, Hymenochaetales, Hymenochaetaceae. The transcript has 15 exons. Gene Ontology annotation, cellular component: endoplasmic reticulum membrane. The record is from RefSeq and is a predicted model, not a curated record.
AAAUCAUUCUAGAGCCCGUCGCUGAGCCGCGUUCGAAAACAAGAAAAGAGUCGGGCUAGCACUAAAAGUCUCUCCUGCAAACCGGGAUGACGCACGACGAUGCUGACACUUGUCGCAUCUGUAGCGCCCCAGCUGAGCCAGAUGCUCCAUUGUUCCAUCCCUGCAGAUGCUCUGGGACCAUACGGUACAUCCACCAAGAUUGUUUGACUACAUGGUUAGCGCACAGCAAAAAGAAAACAUGCGACGUGUGCAAGUAUCAAUACUCAUUCACGAAGGUGUAUUCUGACAAUAUGCCAAGACAAAUCCCCUUCAUUUUGUUUUUGCGCAAGUUUGCGCAAAAGUCAUUUUGGGCAUGCAUUAUGGCGAUUCGAGGGUUGAUGGUGGCUACGAUUUGGCUAGCAUUUCUGCCAUAUGUGACUGUUUGGACUUGGAGAUUCUAUUUCAUCAUGGGUGAAAAUAUCGCAUGGUGGAUUUAUGAUCAUCCCCGGCCAAGUUCGACUCCAAUUUUUCAUUCGUAUUUCAGCAACCUCAGCUUGGUCGAUGACCAGAACCGGACGAAUUCCCCAGAUAAAACUAUCAUGGGCUUGGUAACAAGUUAUCCUGUCUGGCGAGCGCUCUCUGCGGAUAUUUUUACCGGUCAAAUCAUCGCGUCACUUAUUGUCCUGGUCUUCUUGGGGAUCUUUUUGCUUCGGGAAUGGAUCAUACAGAAUGCUAGGCCCGGAGUAUUCGAUGACGACGAUGCUGCUGGGGCAGGUGCGCAAGAUGGUAUGGAAGCUGGUUUGGAACCCGCACCAGCAGAGGUAGCUGAGCCGGCGGUGCCAAAUGAAGGAGAACAUGCAGAAGAUGCCGCUCAACAAGUCGUGGAAGAAAGCGCACCUUUGGUUGAUGUUCCCGGGGGAAGCACAUUAGCAGUGACGGAGAACGGUGCAACUGUACAUCCCGGCCAGAAACGGCGACUGAGUGCGGUUGACGAUGCAGACAGAGAAGGAGAUGAUGACUCCCGCGUUUCUCGAGUGCGUAGUCGAAUAGCCGGAAGUAGUUCGACAUCAUUGGAACGUCAAGAUCAGAAGGACUCUGAGCCGGUGUCAGAACAUGGCUCUUCAAAAGGAAAAGGCCGUUCAACUUCUGGCGAGAUGAACCAUAACCCGGACCAUUUCGAAUUUACUUUCUCCGUUGGAAAACCUGCUGCAGCGCCGAAUGAGCCAGGCGUGUCUCAACCGUUUACCUUCGGUCCGCCGCCAGAUAGCGCAAAUUUAUUUCAUUAUACACCAUCGACAAGACUUCCCUACCCGCUCACUCCGGGCGGUGGCUUGUCUAAUGAAGCCGAGUCAUCCUCCGGCCCCCGGCGACCACCUCUGCCCAAUACCAACUUUACAUCCUCCGCCAUAAUAGAUCUAUCUGACGAGCCAUCGACCUCCAUGGCUGCGCAUCCAGUUCUGACAGAUGUUGACGGUCCGACUGGGGGAGUGCUGCCUUCACCCAGUCUCGCCACGUAUCGCGCACCCGAAGAAUUUGAAGCGAAUGCUACAUCGUCUGCGGGAUCUAGGACGGAUGCCUACGAAGAUGACGAUUCUCACAAAUCGGACAGAGGGUCGAUUUCGUCUUCUGCUAUUGCAACUGUUGCGGAUUCUGAUUUUCGCAAUGAUUUGAACGAAUAUUUCCGGGAAGAGAAUGAGAUGCAAGGUCCGAUCCACGUAGGCGAGAUUCUUAAUGAAGAGGAUGUUGUAGAGGAGCCAGACCAACCAGCAGUUGAGGAGGGGGACAACGAGCCUGAAGAUGUGGCCGAAGAACAAGACGGUAUUAACGACGACGACGUCGACGGAGCCUUAGAGGCUGUUGGAAUGAGAGGACCCUUGACAACUGUUUUCCAAAAUGCUGCUUUAAUGAUUUUUGUAUUGGAUACAACCAUCGGUCUCGCAGUUUGGCUGCCGUUCACGAUCGGGAAGACUGCUGCAUUACUUUCUCUAGAGCCCGCUCGCAUCGCGCAUCUCCUUCAGUGGCCGAUCCGUAUCAUACGAUUUUUCACCGAUCCUGCUGUGGACUUAAUCGCUCUCGGUAUCUUUAAUGGUGGACUUCCUAUCAGGAAUUUCGUCGAAACUCUGUCAGAAUAUAUUUCACCUUCAAGGAUUCCGAGAGAGGAACGGCAUUUCGCUUCGCAAGCUUCGAAUACAUCGAAGGUUGUUCUGGACUCGAGGCGUAUGACGACGUUUUUCGUUUGGGAAGCUGGUGGUCAAGGAUCAGCAAUCAUCCGUGGCAUGGAAUACGUUGCAAACUCACCUGUUGGUCAAUUCCUGGAGCCAUAUUUUGCUCGGCUGGGGAGACGAGUCCGAAUGAACGCUACAUCUGCAAAAGCCGGUUGGAUAGAGUUGGCGAACGGUGACGCGUCCAUAAAUAGGUUUUUUGCCAUAUCUCUGGGCUAUUUACUUGCGGGCAUCCUGCUCGCAUUCUAUCUAAACGUCCUGAAUGUGGGGAAUGUUCAAAGUGCCGGAAGAGCUAUUAGAAAUGCUAUCCGACAACAGCUUAUAGUUUUGAAGGUUGCGAUCUUCAUCUUGAUUGAACUUGUCGUAUUUCCUCUUGGAUGUGGCGUAAUGCUUGAUUUUUGCACGCUGCAAUUGUUCCCAGAUGCGACCGUCCGGUCCCGUAUGUCUUUCUUCGCCUACGCUCCGGUCACAGCUACUUUCUAUCAUUGGAUGGUUGGCACUAUGUUCAUGUAUCAGUUUGCUAUUUUGUUGGGUGGUUGUAGGAAGAUCUUACGACCAGGUGGAUUGUGGUUUAUAAAGGAUCCACAGGAUCAGAACUUCCAUCCCAUUCGCGACAUUCUAGAUCGUCCAACCCUUCUCCAAAUGCGGAAGCUCGCAAUCAGUGCGAUGAUGUAUUCUGUCGUUGUCGCACUUGGUAUGGGUGGAUUGGUUACAUGCUUGCAUGUUUGGGGAAGGUUCCUCUUGCCAUUGCGCUGGAAAUUACGGGAACCACUGUCGGAUAUUCCUGUCGACUUAUUGUUCCUUCACAUCGUAAUGCCCUCUACCAUCAAGUAUUUCCGACCUCGCAAAUUGGCAUUCGUACUAGCCACCAAGUACUGGAAGUUCGCAGCGAGACAAUUACGGAUUACCUCAUACAUGUUUGGUGGCCUACACCCUGAAGAAAUGCGUCCUUCAAAAUGCAUCUUGUCUUGGCUAUCUUCCCUGUUUGGUGCCUCGAAUCGAGACGAAAUGAGCACUGAAGAUGGUAAUCCGCCCUUCGACGGCAGCUUCCGACGAGUUCCGGCUCAAGACAAUAUAUCACUUCCGCGGGAGAUCCGAGCUACUGUGGUUGUUGACAGAGAUGGGAACCCGCUUGACGAGGCCGGGAGACGCCUUAUGGACUUGCAGAAUGCCGAAGCUGAGAAAGCGAAGCGGAACGCCUCAGAGGAUUAUGCGGUAGUAUACCUCCCACCUCACUUCAGAGAACGAGUGAUCAUCUUCAUCGUAUCUCUUUGGAUUGUUGGAUCGUCACUCUUCGUAGCUGGGCUUGCGAUCCCUACCUUAUUGGGCCGCGCUGUUUUCAGCGUUGUCUUGGGUCGGGAAGUUCAUGAUGGUUAUUCUAUCAUGCUUGGUUUCUACUUGUUAUGGGGGUGUUAUUUCGUCGGAACAGUACUGGAUCGGAUGGACAAGAGACGACAGCGGUCAAACAGCGAUGAACCUCGGGGUGAAUAUGCUGUUUAUGUAUUCAAACGCGCCAUGUUAUGGUCCGGAAAUGUCGUUUGGGUAGCAUUCUGGAUUGGUGUUGUUAUUCCGACGUUGCUGGCCGUAGUCAUCGAGGUUUAUCUCGUCCAUCCUCUGCGAGUCAUGAUCAACCCGAAUUGGACGCUACAAAUUGGUGUAUUCGACUCGUGGGCUAUUGGACUUGUCUACACAAAGAUGGCUCUAUCGACAAUGCGCCUUCGACCCGAAACACGCAUAGACACAGCUUUAAAAGAGAUGAGAGACAAUGGCUGGCGUCGUUUGAAUGCAGUCACAGUGACUCUGGACAUUAUAGCUCCUGUCACUGCAGGUCUCCUCGGCAUGCUCUUACUCCCCAUACUUCUCGUACUCGGCUUGCAAUGGCUCUUACCUUCCAAAAUCAAUUCAAACACACUCUUCCUCUACGUUUACCCAGGCAUAUUCAUAUCAGCGGCCUUUGCCCGCACGUAUACCGCCCUCCAAUCGCUCCUUGCCUCUUGGGCGCAGCAAAUUCGUGAUUCCGAGUUCCUUGUGGAAAUGAGGUUGCGUAAUUUGGAGGCACCACCUCGGACACGUUCAGUUAGUGCCGAAUCGAUACCGCCAUUGGAGGCGCAGCCGAACAGCCCGGGAGCGGAUUAAAUUUGGUUUACACUCACCUCAACAAAC